Colletotrichum siamense is the source of this 1128-nucleotide messenger RNA. RefSeq lists its product as uncharacterized. The record is from RefSeq and is a predicted model, not a curated record. The coding region runs from base 1 to 1128 and encodes 375 amino acids. Lineage: Eukaryota; Fungi; Ascomycota; Sordariomycetes; Glomerellales; Glomerellaceae. The transcript is spliced from 3 exons.
AUGGCCGAGAAACCCUCAGUCCUGAUCAUCGGGGGGCUGGGCUACAUUGGCCGCUUCCUGGCCCUCUACAUCCACGAGAACAACCUCGCAUCAGACGUCCGCGUCGUCGACAAGGCCCUGCCCCAACUGGCAUGGCUCGCCCCGGAGUUCCAAGACGCCUGCGCCGGCAGCAAGUUCAUGCAGGCAGAUGCAAGCAGAGAACAAGCCCUAGCAAAGAUAUUCGACCGGCCCGACGGCAAACAGUGGGACUACGUCUUCAAUUGCGGCGGUGAGACGAGAUAUUCUCAAGAGGAUGAGGUUUACAAGUUGCGAUCCCUUGGCCUGUCUGUUGCCCUCGGCAAGGAGGCCGCCAAGCGCAAGGUGAAGGCCUUCGUUGAGCUCAGCACCGGCAUGGUCUACAAGGCCGACUCCUCACCGAGCAAGGAGGGCGACAAGAUCAAGCCCUGGAGCAAGAUUGCUGUCUACAAGCUCCAGGCUGAGGAGGAACUGGCAAAGAUGGAAGGUCUGAACCUGAUUAUCGUUCGGUUAGCACACGUCUACGGUCCCUAUGCCUCGCAAUGGGUCGCUACAGCGCUGUGUAUGGCUCGUGUCUACCAGUACCUUGAGGACGAAAUGAAGUGGCUGUGGGACAAGGGCCUCCGUCAAAACACGGUGCACAUUUCGGACGCUGUGCGAGCGCUCUGGGACAUCACCACGUGGUACGACGCCGGAAAGAGCAAAUGGGACGACAAGUCUAUGGGCAAGGUGCCUACAUUUAACGUUGUCGAUAAGGGUGUGACCACGCAGGGUGUCAUGGCCGAGAUCAUUGGCGACGUCUUCAAGAUUCAGACGGGAUUCCAGGGGCAGCUGAUCAGCACCUUUGCACGCCUCAACAUGGACAACGUUGUCGACGACAUCAACGACGAUCUCAUGGGCCCGUGGGCCGAGCUGCUCGAGAAGGCGGGCAUUGCACGACCGGGACCCCUAACGCCAUUUAUGGAGAAGGAGCUUCUUAAGGACACGGAUCUAAGCAUGGACGGCAGCCGCCUGGAAAACGUCGUUGGUUUCAAGUACGAGAAGCCGAAACUUACCAAGGAGCUGAUCGAGGAGGUGAUUGAGAGCUACAAAAAGAUGAACUGGUGGCCGUAA